AUGAACGAUCGAUUAGAAGUUAAACAUGUACAAAAAAGGGUCGCUUAUUCAAGUUUAGAAAAUAUCAAUGGAAAAAGAAGCGACGAGAACACUGGAAUUGGAAUAGCUCCUCAUGUUGUGCAACUGGCAGGAUGUACUUAUCUGGCUGUCACCAAAAGUUGCAUUGCAAAAGCGAUAGUGUUACAUGAUCGAGAGCCAGUAAAUAUCAACGAACAUCAAUUUCUGAUCGGUAUGGAUAAACGAAUCACCCCAUAUAGCGAAUUCUUUUACCCAUUACUCAAUAUGUUGGAGUUGAAAAAAAGAGUGUACAAAAUAUGGAUUAAUGGUCAGAGAGACCACAACCAGCAAGAAUCAAUAUAUACUACAUAUUCUAUGCUUGCCGCUAUUUGGAAGAGCUUGUCGUACUUUGAGAGAGGAAAUGUGUAUCAAGAAAGCAAAGACAGCAUCUGGCGGAUCGAAAAUUUUGCGAAGCGUUUGAAUGAAUUUGAAACCGGAAUCGAUCGAAAGGAAGCAAUUAUUUCAGCAGUGUUGUGUGGAACCUCAUUUUCACUGCAAGUACCGAAUUUUCCGUGCGUGUACCACCUUAACACAGGAAGUCGAUACACAACAGUACCCUGUGCUGAAUUUUACCACAAUUACGAUUUGGUUUUUGUUGCAUCUAUUUAUCACUAUCUUCGUGCCACUCGUUGUGAUAAUUUUGAGCCGAAUCCAAUCUUGAGUGAUAGUCAACAAUUACAUGCAAGAGUCGUGGAUUUUGAAAAAAGCAUUUGGAUGGAAAGUAACAACAGGACACCAACUGGUGCGAUGGCCAGUUUAAUGAAGAAAACAUCUGCGGAACGUAUUCUCUCAGAGAAAAACAAUGAGACUUAUUAUGAGCUCGAUUCGGAGUGUGAACAGGCUAUGAUUGAUUUCGAUAAAGAGAACCCAGGGAAGAUUAAAGGAUGGGAGGUUCAACGAGGAGGAAUCUUGUUGGCGUUGCAAAAAGGAGACAUCCAACGAAAUAACGACGAUUUCCUGGUACUUAUUGCAGAAUACAUGGUGAAUCAUAUUAAGUCAAUUGCCACUGAAUCGAUCAAGAUACAUUUCCACUUGAUGGUGCCAUCUGUUGGAGCUCGAAGCAUCAGAAGCAUCAAUGAAAUCAUGGACGAAUUCUCUAAAUCGUGCGAAUUCCGACGUCUAAGUCGAGCAAGGAUGCAUGAUUUUCCUAGACCCGGACAAAAAAGAAACAUACAAAUGCGUGAACCCGUAGAAAGAAAAAAGAGCCCAAGAUUAGAUGCUGGAAAAUAA
Molecule: messenger RNA, 1287 nt
Organism: Caenorhabditis remanei
Lineage: Eukaryota; Metazoa; Nematoda; Chromadorea; Rhabditida; Rhabditidae
Exons: 7
Coding region: 1-1287 (428 amino acids)
Source: RefSeq, a predicted model, not a curated record